CGUCCGCCAGCCCCCCUCCCCUCUCUCUUCCUUCCCCUCCCUAUUAGCCAAGACGCCCCCUUGCGCUCUUCCCCCAAGUCUCCUCUCCCCUGCCCGUGCCCUCCUUCUCGCUUCUCGCACCACGCCCGCGCGCGCGCUCUCUCUGUCCAACUCUAAAAGCCUCUUCGUGACCUGCGCCGCCCGCCUCCUCUCGUACUCUCGCUCUCUGGACUGUUUCUUUGCGGCCGCUUGUGGCCUGGGCGUUGGCUGGUUCGUUGCCGGUGAGGGGAUUCGGAGCCGGGAGGAGAUCGGCGGCUGCCGGGCUCGGUAGGCGGGAUCCUGCUUGUUGCUGUUCUUGGCUCGGGGCUGGCAGCCGGGCAACCCAUGCCGUGAGCGAAGAAGCGGCAGCCUUUUGUUCCCUGUGGGAGAUCUUGCGGUCAGCUGAAGCCGAGGAGUCAGGGUCGCCGCCGACAUGGCCGGCAGCGACGAGGUCAACCGCAACGAGUGCAAGACGGUGGUGCCGCUCACCACAAUGGUGCUCAUCUCCAACUUCAAGGUGGCCUACAACAUGCUCCGCCGCCCGGACGGCACCUUCGACCGCGACCUCGCCGAGUUCCUGGACCGCCGGGUGCCGUCCAACGCGCGCCCCGUGGAGGGCGUCUCCUCCUUCGACCACGUCAUCGACCAGUCCGUCGGCCUCGAGGUGCGCAUCUACCGCGCGGCCGCCGCCGCCGAUGCCGAUGCCGGCGCGGGCGCGGCCGCGGUCACCCUGCCCAUCCUGGAGUUCCUCACGGGCGCCCCGUCCCCGGAGCCGUUCCCCGUGAUCAUCUUCUUCCACGGCGGCAGCUUCGCGCACUCGUCGUCCAGCACGGCCAUCUACGACCACCUCUGCCGCCGCUUCGUGAAGCUGAGCAAGGGCGUCGUCGUGUCCGUCAACUACCGCCGCGCGCCAGAGCACCGCUACCCGGCCGCCUACGACGACGGCUGGACGGCCCUCAAGUGGGCGCUGGCGCAGCCGUGGCUGCGCAGCGGGGAAAGCUCGCAGCUUCGCGUGUUCCUCUCCGGCGACAGCUCGGGGGGCAACAUCGCGCACCACGUGGCCGCCCGCGCCGCGGACGAAGGGAUCAAGAUCUACGGCAACAUCCUGCUCAACGCCAUGUUCGGCGGCAACGAGCGCACGGAGUCGGAGCGGCGGCUGGACGGCAAGUACUUCGUGACGCUGCAGGACAGGGACUGGUACUGGAAGGCGUACCUGCCGGAGGACGCCGACAGGGACCACCCGGCCUGCAACCCCUUCGGGCCCAACGGGCGGCGGCUCAGGGGACUCCCCUUCACCAAGAGCCUCAUCAUCGUGUCCGGAUUGGACCUCACCUGCGACCGGCAGCUGGCCUACGCCGAGAACCUCCGGGAGGACGGGCUCGACGUGAAAGUGGUGCACCGGGAGAAGGCCACCAUAGGGUUCUACCUGCUGUCCAACACGGACCACUACCACGAAGUCAUGGAGGAGAUCUCGGACUUCCUCCAAGCUAACCUCCUCUAGUGGAGUACGUAUAUACACUACUACAGUCUUCGUCGUCGUGGAUAAGCUCGAUCAUCGUCCCGACACAAUCAAAAUACUGCUUAUAGGAAGCUGAAUGGUAAGAUUGACUUAUACUACUACUAGUAUCUCUUUAUACUGUGCUAGUGCUGCUUGGGGAUCAUCUUGGAGCCUGGCAAUGGCUUGCCUGCAGUGAGCUGUGUUCUGGCAAGCUAAAGGGAAUCCCGAUGCCUGAUAAACUCGAUUCAUUCCUCGCCGGAUCGAGGAAAGUCAUGUCCCCGCUGAUCGAUCGGUGUAACCUUGGAUCUCUGAUCCGAAUCCAUGUUUUGCUUGGGGCUAAGAUAAGAGAGUGCCACUCCAAUGUGUACCGCAUUUGACUUGGUUGAUGGAGAGGAGCAUAUUAUUUCGCCUUCAUCCUCUCCUGCUUGCUGCUGCUGCUUAUCUUUCAGCGAAGAAAUUGCCAUCUAGCGUUACGUGUACAGUGAUCGAUUAACGGGAAGAUGGGGGAGAGGGUUCUUUUGUUGCUGUCGAUGUACUCCAGUAGUUUCUUCUUUCGGCUACACGGAUUGGAUGGUGCUCUCUCUCAGGCUCUCAGCUCACACGCGCUUGAUACGGAGUUUCCAGUCCAGUCCAGUCUAGGCCCUUCUAACUUGUUUGUCUGUCUCUCUUCAAUGUACUACUCACUCAGUCAAUCAUCAUGAUCCUUGUAUAGAUGUUUGAACUGUAACGCGUGUAAUUCGAUCAAACCCCUCUGGGUUCUUUUUUCGCUCUACAUGGGUGUCGGUGAAUGUAAAAGAAAGAUUGCACGCAUGUGCAAGUGUCUGUUUGUCUUUUGCACAUUUUAUGCAAGGAGUACUUAUUGCUGCA
Molecule: messenger RNA, 2383 nt
Organism: Brachypodium distachyon (stiff brome)
Lineage: Eukaryota; Viridiplantae; Streptophyta; Magnoliopsida; Poales; Poaceae
Product: gibberellin receptor GID1
Exons: 2
Coding region: 452-1519 (355 amino acids)
Biological process (GO): positive regulation of gibberellic acid mediated signaling pathway; raffinose family oligosaccharide biosynthetic process; floral organ morphogenesis
Cellular component (GO): cytoplasm; nucleus
Molecular function (GO): hydrolase activity; gibberellin binding
Source: RefSeq, a predicted model, not a curated record